Funneliformis caledonium is the source of this 209-nucleotide messenger RNA. NCBI's taxonomy places the organism in Eukaryota, Fungi, Glomeromycota, Glomeromycetes, Glomerales, Glomeraceae. The record is from the annotation of a GenBank genome assembly.
GUUCAAAACAAAUAUAUCCCUUAUUGGUUGCAAGUUUUCCAGAUCAAUAUAUUCAUAAAAGGGAUCUUUACAAUGCAAUUCAAAGGUUUAAAACCCUAUUUACUAACCGACAUAGAGAUGCACAAAAUAUGAUCAAUAUGUUACUUAAUUUAAAAGAUCAAGAACCUGGAUGGAUCAUUCACAUAAGAAUUGAUCCUUUUGAUAACUGA